UAUUUCACCAACAGGUAUCCUUCAGUUCUGGACUCCAUUUUGCGGCGCAGACUUCAGCAGUCCGUCCGAUGGGCUUCACAGCAGGAGACUCAGUGGAACCUGAGGAUGAAUCCAGACGAGAACAGAGCAGUCUGUCCAUCACCCAGCGGUGUUUCUAUGAGGAGUGACCGAUCCAAAGAUAUUCUUGUGGGCUUCAGUAAUUAUCCUGGAUUCCCAGACCAAAGAGGGAGGAAGAGGAGCAGCGUUGGUGAGGAGGAGCAGCCGUCCUGCUGUGCUUUGUGUCAGAAGGUUCUGAUGGAUCCGGUCUCUACCAGCUGUGGACACUGGUUCUGCAGACGGUGCAUCAGGUCCUACUGGGACCAGUCUGCUCCAUCUGGACCCUCCUCCUGUCCCCAGUGUGGGAAACGACCCAGAACAGGAGCUGGACUGCUGACAGCCAAUCAGAGCAGCUGUGCUCCAGCAGAUGUUGUUCUGCAGGAGGUUCUAGAGGAACAUAAGAUCAGUCUAAGGAGGAGAUGUGAAUGUGUGACUGAAGGAAGUGAUGAAACAGGAAGUAGAACCCUCCUCAACAGGAUCUACACUGAUCUCUACAUCACAGAGGGUCAGAGUGAAGAGUUUAACACCCAACAUGAGGUGAAGCAGCUGGAGAGAGCUUCCCAGAUCCAGAACCUCCAUGACUCUCCAAUCAGGUGCCAGGACAUCUUUAAAUCCUUCCCUGACCAACAUGGAGCCAUCAGAGUGGUUCUGACCAAUGGCGUCGCUGGUGUUGGAAAAACCUUCUCAGUGCAGAAGUUCACUCUGGACUGGGCCGAGGGCUUGGAGAACCAGGAUGUCAGUGUGGUGGUUCUGCUGUCGUUCAGGGAGCUGAACCUGAUCAGAGAUCAGCAGCACAGUCUUCUCUCGCUGCUCCAUGUUUUCCAUCCAACACUCCAGAAGCUCCCAGCAGAGCAGCUGGCUGUCUGCAAACUGCUCUUCAUCUUUGAUGGCCUGGAUGAAAGCAGACUUUCACUGGACUUCAGCAGCAGGCAGCUGGUUUCUGACGUCACACAGACGUCAUCAGUCAACGUUCUGCUGACAAACCUCAUCAAGGGGAACCUGCUUCCCUCGGCUCUCAUCUGGAUAACUACCAGACCUGCAGCGGCCAAUCAGAUCCCUCCUUCAUGUGUUUCCAGGGCAACAGAAGUACGAGGCUUCACCGACGCCCAGAAGGAGGAGUACUUCAGGAGGAGGUUCAGUGAUGAAGAGCUGUCCAGCAGAAUCAUCUCCCACAUCCAGACCUGCAGGAGCCUCCACAUCAUGUGUGGAAUCCCAGUCUUCUGCUGGAUCACUGCUACGGUUCUGGAGAACAUGUUGACCUCAGAGCAGAGAGGAGAGCUGCCCAAGACCAUGACUGACAUGUACUCACACUUCCUGCUGGUCCAGACAAAGAGGAAGAAGAACAAGUACCAUGGAGGACAUGAGACAAGUUCACAGGAGCUGAUGGAGGCAGACAGGGAAGUUCUUCUGAAGCUGGGGAAACUGGCGUUUGAACAUCUGGAGAAGGGAAACAUCAUGUUCUACCAAGAAGACCUGGAGCAGUGUGGUCUGGAUGUCACAGAGGCCUCAGUGUACUCAGGAGUUUGUACAGAGAUCUUCAAAAGAGAGAAUCUGAUCUUCCAGAAACCAGUUUACUGCUUUGUUCAUCUGACCAUCCAGGAGUUUCUGGCUGCAGUCUACAUGCUCCACUGUUUCACCACCAGGAACUCAGAGGUGAUGAAGAAGUUCCUGGGAAAAACAUACAAUGAAACAUCUCUGGAUGAGUGGAUGGAGAAAGUCAUGAUGAAAUCCCUCAGGAGUAAAAAUGGCCACCUGGACCUGUUUGUCCGCUUCCUUCAUGGCCUCAUUCUGGAGUCCAACCAGAGACUGCUAGGAGGCCUGCUGGGUCAGACAGAGAACAGUCCAGAAACCAUCCAGAGAAUCAUAGAUAAUCUGAAGAAAGGAAGAAACCUUUCAUCCCCUGAUAAACACAUCAACAUUUUGCACUGUCUGGUGGAGAUGAACGAUCUCUCAGCUUUUCAGGGGAUCCAACAGUUCCUGAAAUCAGAGAACAGAUCAGAGAAGCUCACAGUGAUCCAGUGUUCAGCUCUGGCCUUCAUGCUGCAGAUGUCAGAGGAAGUUCUGGAUGAGUUGGACCUGGAAAAGUACAAAACAUCAGAGAAGGGACGCCUGAGACUGAUUCCAGCUGUGAGGAACUGCAGAAAGGCUCGACUUGGUGGCUGUAAACUCUCAGAGGCUGGAUGUGAAGUUGUGGCUUCAGCUCUGAAGUCCAACCCUCAUCUGACUGAACUGGAAAUAAGUGAGAUAAACAUAAAUAAAUGUGGAACCCUUGGAGACUCUGGACUGAAGAACAUCUGUGAGAUUCUGGAGAAUCCAGUCUGCAAAGUGAAGAGUUUGAGGUUGAGGGACUGCAGGUUGUCAGAGAUCAGCUGUUCUUCUCUGGCCUCAGCUCUGACCUUUAACCCCUCACAUCUGACUGAACUGGACCUGAGCUUCAACGAAGACCUGAAAGAUUCUGGAGUGAAGGAGCUCUGUGGUUUCCUCCAGAAUCCAGAAUGUAAACUACAACGAUUACAGUUGGAUGGCUGCAGUUUGUCAGAGAUCAGCUGUUCUUCUCUGGCCUCAGCUCUGACCUUUAACCCCUCACAUCUGACUGAACUGGACCUGAGCUGGAACAACCUGAAAGAUUCAGAUGUUCAGCAGCUGAAGCGUUUUGUAAAGGAUGUAACCUUAUGGUCAUGAUCUCUCUAAAGUAAAGAAUCGUUUCUGUUUCCUGCUGAUCCUCAGAAGCUGCAGCAGUUUGAGUCUAAAGAGACUCUGACUGGAUCAUGAUGAUGACCUUUGACCUGAAAGAUUUUCAUCCCGUUUAUUUUUAGUGUCUGAUAUUGUUUGUCUGUCUGUAUCAAUAAAGAUCCAAUUCAAACUCGG
Poecilia latipinna (sailfin molly) is the source of this 2964-nucleotide messenger RNA. Its product is annotated as NACHT, LRR and PYD domains-containing protein 12-like. NCBI's taxonomy places the organism in Eukaryota, Metazoa, Chordata, Actinopteri, Cyprinodontiformes, Poeciliidae. Gene Ontology annotation, molecular function: metal ion binding; protein binding. The record is from RefSeq and is a predicted model, not a curated record. The transcript has 8 exons. The coding region runs from base 106 to 2778 and encodes 890 amino acids.